CAGGACUGCGGCACCGAGUCCGGAAUCUGAAUUCGGGAGAAAUUGGAGCGAGAGAGAAAUCGAAUCGGAUCGGGAAAGAUUGAUUCCAUGAAGUCUGGAGAUUGCCAACAUCAUCAUUUUGAUUAGUACCAUUUGAGAUUAUGGAUCUAAUGAAGAAAUCUCAGUCUAAUUGCCAAGGUGUGUUUCUGUGGUUGAACGUGGUGUCAGGAUUCUUGAUUGGAUGGAGUGUUGCAAAGUCAGAUGAACCUCUCAUUCUUCAAAUUGAUGAGGAGCAGCCACCUUUUACCAUCAUUGGAGAUAUCAAUGCAGGCCUGCCUCCUGGACAUACAACUAGUAGCUUCUUCAUUCACGAGACUGAUGGAACAGGCAUGUCCUCAGACUUAAUUAUUGAUGAAACCACUGGGAUUAUCAAAACAGCCAAAGUGUUGGAUCAUGAGUCCAGAGAUAAGUACAAAUUUGUGGCUGUAAAUUGGGGAGGUGAUGCAGUGGAGGUGGUCAUAAUCGUCAAUGAUAUCAAUGAUAACUCUCCAGUUUUUCCUAGCAGGCAAAUGAAACUGAAUGUACCUGAACAAACACCUGUGGGAACACGAUUUCGUUUAGAUUCAGCUAUUGAUGCGGAUGGAGGUCAGUUUAGCACACAGGGCUAUCUUAUUAAAGAUGGAAAUGUGGGGCAAGCCUUUAGGCUUGAAACCAAGAAACUUGCAGAAACACUGGACCUGGAACUAGUAGUGAAUAAUCCCCUGGACAGGGAGAAGAGAUCUACUUACACCUUAGUCAUUGAAGCUUUUGAUGGUGGAACUCCCCGCAGAACCAGUCAGAUGAUUCUGGAUGUCUCCAUUUUAGAUGUAAAUGAUAAUGCUCCAAGAUUUAAUCAGACUCGAUACUAUACCAUGAUCUCAGAGAGCCUACAGCCUGGCAGCAAUAUUCUGCAAGUCUUUGCCACAGACAUGGAUGAGGGAAAUAAUGGGGUGGUCAUUUAUGAGAUCAACAGAAGGCAAAGUGAUCCCGAUCAGUAUUUUGCCAUUGAUUCAAAGACAGGCGUUAUCAAGUUAAAUAAAGGGUUGGAUUAUGAAAUGAAGAAAGUUCAUGAGCUGGUGGUCCAAGCCAGAGACAAUGCCACACAUCCUGAAGUAACAACGGCAUUUGUAACAGUUCAGGUAAAGGAUUACAAUGACAACCAGCCCACACUCACCAUCAUCUUUCUCAGUGAAGAUGGUUCACCUCAUAUCUCAGAGGGAGCUCAGCCAGGCCAGUUUGUGGCCAGGAUCUCUGUAUCGGAUCCUGACUAUGGAGAAUAUGCCAAAGUCAAUGUAUCUCUAGAUGGUGGUGAUGGUAAAUUUGGGUUGACUACAAAAGACAAUAUUAUUUAUUUGAUUUGUGUAGACCAGAUGUUAGACAGAGAAGAGCAAGAUACUUAUCAGCUGAGUGUCACGGCAACUGAUUCUGGAACACCACCAUUGAGGGCUGAAUCCACAUUUACCAUACAUGUAACUGAUGUUAAUGACAAUCCUCCAGUCUUUGACCACUCUGGGUAUCGACAGUCCAUCCCUGAGGUUCUGUAUCCUGGCAGCUUUGUGCUACAAGUAACAGCCAGAGAUAAAGAUGAGGGCAGUAAUGGUGAAAUUGUGUACAGUAUUACUGGCAAUACAAACUCUCAUUCUGAAUGGUUCACCAUCGAUCAAACGACUGGUGUUAUUACCACGGCUGCAAAUUUGGAUUAUGAAACAGAUCCUGUUCCCAAGCUGGUGGUGACGGCUACUGAUCGAGGAAAUCCUCCCAUGUUCUCCUCUGCUACUGUCACUAUUGCAAUCCAAGAUGUGAAUGAUAAUGAGCCUGUGUUCAGCCGCAAUUUUUACAAUACUUCGAUCAAAGAACAUCUUCCGAUGGGAACCUGCUUCCUCCAGGUAUGA
Messenger RNA from Chiloscyllium plagiosum (whitespotted bambooshark), 1910 nucleotides. The record is from RefSeq and is a predicted model, not a curated record. Lineage: Eukaryota; Metazoa; Chordata; Chondrichthyes; Orectolobiformes; Hemiscylliidae.